Messenger RNA from Triticum dicoccoides, 2273 nucleotides. RefSeq names its product mitogen-activated protein kinase kinase kinase 18-like. The record is from RefSeq and is a predicted model, not a curated record. Lineage: Eukaryota; Viridiplantae; Streptophyta; Magnoliopsida; Poales; Poaceae. The coding region runs from base 293 to 1702 and encodes 469 amino acids. Gene Ontology annotation, molecular function: protein kinase activity; ATP binding. The transcript has a single exon. Gene Ontology annotation, biological process: signal transduction; protein phosphorylation.
CUCGCGCCAGCUCGGACGCUGGGUUUGCUCGCUUUGGACAGCCCACAAUUAACCACCUCGCUCGUCCAAAGCAUCCAAUCCAACCCCCUCCUUGUAGUUGCAGGACCUGGACCAGGACCAGGACUAGUAUAUAAGCAUCCCAGCGCAGCCCAUCACACCAAAGCGCAGGGUCUGCUGCUACCGCUCGCCCGCAUCCCAAAUUCCAAUUGCGUCCACCACGAGUCGGACACACCAAGCUCUCAAGACAGACCACACGCCACCGCUCGCCGUUCUUGCGGCGGCUGCUGCGGGAAUGGGCGUCGUGGAGUGGACGCGCGGGCCGGCCAUCGGCAGGGGCUCCUCGGCCACCGUGUCCGUCGCCGUCGACCGCCGCACCGGCGCCGUGCUCGCGGUCAAGUCCGUGGGCGCCGGCCGGGCCGCCGAGCUCCGGCGCGAGCGGGCCGUCCUCCGCGGCCUCAGCUCGCCCUACGUCGUGCGCUGCCUGGACGCCGAGGACGGGAGCGGCGGCGGCGGCCUCGACAUGCUCAUGGAGUACGCGCCGGGCGGGUCGCUGGCCGACGAGAUCAGGCGGUGCGGCGGCCGGUGCGCCGAGGGCCUCAUCCGGUCCCGCGCGCGCGACGUCCUGCGCGGGCUCGCGCACGUGCACGCCGCCGGCGUCGCCCACUGCGACGUCAAGGCCCGCAACGUGCUCAUCGGCGCCGACGGCCGCGCCCUGAUCGCCGACUUCGGAUGCGCGCGCCGGACGGGCAUUGCCGGCGAGGAGCCGCGGCCGACGGGCGGCACGCCCGUGUUCAUGGCGCCCGAGGCCGCGCGGGGCGAGGCGCAGGGCCCGCCCGCCGACAUAUGGGCGCUCGGCUGCACCGUCAUCGAGAUGGCCACCGGCGCCGGCCCGUGGCAGCGGUUCGCCACCCCCGUCGCGACGCUGCACCACGUCGCCUUCUCGGGCGAGGCGCCGGAGCUCCCGCCGUGCCUGUCGGACCAGGGCAAGGACUUCCUGGCGAGGUGUCUGCGGCAGGACCCCAGCGAGAGGUGGACGGCAGAGCAGCUGCUCGAUCACGAGUUCGUGGCCGUCGACGCCGCCGCCUCGACGUCCAAUUCCGUGCCAGGGGUCACCGAGAAGGCCACGUUCGUGUCCCCCAAGAGCGUGCUCGAUCAGGCCCUGUGGGAGGACGACGACGACGACACGGCGGCAGACACCGCCGAUCCCACGGACAGGGUGCGCGCGCUGGCCGCGGGCGCGCCGGCCGUGCCGGACUGGACCUGGGACGCGAGCUGGAUCACGGUCCACGCCGGCCCCAGCGUCGACGACGACACCGAACACGAGCCAGCAAUGCCGCCGGAGCAGCCGGAGGCGGGCACGGACACCGACGCCAGCGACUCACCCGCGGGCGGCGGCUCCGCCGGGGAGGCGGGGGCCUCGAGCAGCCAGCACGCCGCACAAGGCAACGGCGGUCGGUACGAUGGCACGGGCAGCUGUAACGGCGGGCGCAGCGAUGAUGGAAAUCACGUGGUUAGCGAUUGCAGUACCGUUCCAAUCACAAGCAACGGAUUCUUUUCCGAUCCCAUGUCAUGUUUCGCUUGUCCCAAGUCCCGCCCAAGCUGGCCGGCCCGGCCCGUUUAUUACAGCGCCACCAUGCCUACCUUUCUUCCUCCCGCGUCGCCAUUAUUGGCAGGAGUGGUGAGUACUCCGGCUCCGACUUAACACGGCGCGAAUGCCAGCGAUGACAUUGCGGAGGAGGGAAUGCGGAUCGAACGGGCGAUUUUUUUCGUUUGGUCGGUCAUGCGUCACGCGUGAGUGGCGAUGGGGCUAGCGGUGGUUGCGGCUCGCGGCGCGGUACGGCCGGCGGGGUUGGUUAGUUAUGAGGCGGCGACGUCGGGUGUGUGUGAGUGAGUGAGUGGCGUCGCCGGCGGGGCCCGGCCCGGCGGGAUGGAUGGUUUGCUCGACGUGGCCGCCGUUGGGUCGCGAGCUGGCUGAGUCGGGUGGAUGCGCGCGGUCCCGCCCCUCCACCAAUUGGCAGCCCCUGAGAGGGACGCUUGUGUGAGCAGAGCACCUACCUCGCCGCAUGCACGUUUGGCACGCGCGCCUCGCACCGCCGUGUCGGUCUCGCUUUCUGCUCCCACCAUGCGGUUGUAGCGCGAGCUGGGCAGGGCAGAGCGGAGUGUGGAUUUUGUAUCGUUGACGUCGAGGCGAGCGGUGUCCAGCCGUCCGACUUGUGGUCAUGGCGCGCGGUGUUUCGGCCGCGAGGUAACAUGCGAACCACCACCAAUUUAGG